UUCUUUUUGCCUAUUCGAUUGUCAACGUGACGGUCGAUUGCAUUAGUGGUUUUGUAGGAGCCAAACUCACAUUUCACUUGCUAGUGUACUCAACCAACUGCACUCACCGACUUGAAUCCCGUGGAUUGUUUCUCACCAUCGCUACAAUCCAGUCAAUUGUCCAUUCUGGUAAAUCCCGUUUUCACUGCAAGUAGAAAGGACUGCUAUAGUUUAUAGCAGUUUACGUGCGAAUUUAUCCAACCUAGAACGGUUUUGUGCAACGUACUGCCACGAAUUCAUCCUAAUAAGCUAGCUUGUAUGAUGACCACUGCCAUGACUUCUCCUCCAGCUGCUGAUGUAGCCCCAACAGCCAUUGAUUCCACUGCGGACAUCGUAAAGACGGAUUCGCAAGAAACGCUGCAUAUGUCAUCCACUUUUGAUCAAUAUCGUGACGAUUCUAACAGCAAUCUUGUGCCCUCAAUGAGAAUCAAACCUUCGAGCUGGGCCGAAGGUCCAUGCAGUUCAGAAACUAGCUCUCCAUCUGCCUCAUUUCCACUUGCUUAUGUAGACUCUGAAUACGGCACUUCUGGAAAUAAUCCUACCGCUCCUGACUCUUCAAAGCGAUUAGAAAGCUUUUUUGGUUUUGUGUCGACUCCUUUGGAUGCUGCCAUUCUUAUUCAUGCCGCUUGCUCUCAAUCUGACAUUGUUACGCCCAUCAAACGUCGAUUGCUAUCUGUCGAGCGUGACCUCAUUCGGUCAGGAUCCAUUUUUGUUUUUACCGAGUCUGACUCGGGUAUGAAAAGAUGGACGGAUGGCAUGCGCUGGUCAAAGUCGCGUGUUGAAGGACAGUUUUUGGUAUAUCGUCGUGUUGAUCCUAAGCGUCCUAGUAGUGGAUUUGUAGCUUCUACUGGUGCGGUGACACCAUCUGGACCAAAGCCUGCAUCUUCUCUUGACUCUGCGCCUGCUUCUGGCUACACUACUCCAAAUGGUACCAAUACGACUUCCGUUACUGUUCAACCACGAACCGCUUUUUGGCUUGAUGCGGUCGACGCAUCUAAUUCCCAGUUAUGUGUUGAUCAAAACAUGCCCUGUAGUGCAUCUAGUAUGGACAAUGAAGACCACGUACAUGAUUAUAUUACAGUGGCUAGCAAUAGCAACGCCGCUACCGUUACUGGCAGUCAUGUUGGCGAGCCUCUCUCUUCAACAGCUCUUGCUUCAUCCAACGCAGCCUGUCUUGCAUGGGCCCCAGACUCUCAACAAUUUUAUGCACUAGGAAAGCGAUCUCACUCUCCUACCCGAUCUUCGGUUCAUCAUCUACCCCUACCAACUCGACCUUCCAGUGCCAUGUCAUACAAUUCCGCACCUGCAAGUAGUCCAGCAGCUACAGACGAUUAUGACAAGGGUGCAAUCGAGGAUGUUGAAUAUUCAGGUUUUAUGGCUUCAAAUCCAGUGAUGAAACGCCAACGCACCUUGGAAAACUCUAUGCCAACACGUCUGCAUUCUGCACCAAUCAUGCGCCGUCAAACUUCGACUGAAUCGACUAUAUCUACAACCUCGUUUGGAAGUGCAGGAGGAUCUCCGUACACGGACGAUACGUUGUCUAAAAAGACAUUUUCUGUCAAGAUCCGAGGUGUUGUGUCGCAUGUGAUUUGUUAUUUCACGCGCAUGGAUGUUGCAUCUGGUAUUUUGCCCAUUCCUGCCAGCUGUAAAGGGUUUGCAGACUUGGUUGUACCUCGCGAAUAUCUCGAUCCAGGAAACUUUCGUCUCCAUCCUAAAGGCUCUACUUUUGGUUCAGUAUCAGCAACACCCUCUAUGUCGUCGGAUGUAAAGGUUGCGUCUGUUGUCAACCAGUUUGGUGAUGUAUCUGCUAAUCCAGAAAUCACCUCACGACCGCGAUCAAUUGCACCAGCAUCAUCAAGCACUAGACUACCACGAUCAUCUUCAUCGUCAUCAUUGUCUUCCAAGAAAAAGUCGUUGUUGGGCAAUGGCAAUGAUCUUUUUUCUACUCCUCCGCCUCAAUCCUUCCUUUCAUGCAUUAUUGCAGCUGCUGAAUCAAUACACUUUAACGAAAUGGAUCAUGCCAAUCAUAUGGACACUGUAUGCACCGAUCAGCCAUGGAUAUCCCCAUAUUCACUUCCAACUCCGCCACCAUCAAGCAAAUCCAGCAACGCCCAACCAAUUAGCAAAAGAUCCAUUCGUAGUCGUUUACGCAGUGAGCGCCUUGUGACAAUCACUCUUGCAGAAGCAACGCUUUACGAUGUACCUCUUCCACUAGAAUUUCAGGAUCUUCACGAGCAGAUUUCACAGCUGUUUGCGGUUUCUAAUGCCAAGAGUCUGUGCAUCACUCUUGCAGGAUUAGGAGAAAUAUGUGAUAUUGAAACAUUUUCUUUGAUUCACUCUGGUGAUGUGUUGAAUGUUACACUCAGGACAUCACCAUUACUUGCGUACAAGUGUGAGACACUUUUGCCUGUCAUCAAGGCCGAACCACGCUCUGAACCUCGUAUUACUCCUGAAGUAGGAGGUAUGGUAGCAGGCUUGAACGAUAUGAGUGACUUGUCCGAGGCUACCACCCAGGCAGCACUUGCACUGGCUACUCUGUCGGGUGCUUCGGGUGAUUCCAGCUCCAUGAACUGGCAACCUAAUCCUGUUUCCCAUGGAGCGCUUGCAUCAACCUCUGUACUCUAGUGAGGUCGGCUUGGUUGGAAUCUAUAGUCAAAUGCCGUCCUUGGCUUCAGUUUAAAGACCUUUGAUCCUAAUUCUAGAUCUUGACGAUUUCCUUCUGCCGUCGCACUUCCCUGUGCUGCUUUUGCUUACUUGCCCGUUAUUAUUUGUUACUACUACCUCACAAACAUCCUUUGUUCAUCCCUUAUUCCAACGCAAGUCUAUUUUUCAUUGACCAGAAAUUACUGCAUCCAAACAUUUGUGGGCCGCAGAUAUGCAGCUUAUUGCCACUCAUUGCUGCUAUUGCAUAUUCGUGAGAAUGGUCAUGUUGGAUAUUCAAAUAAACCACAUUUAUUAGACCGUUUC
Molecule: messenger RNA, 3006 nt
Organism: Batrachochytrium dendrobatidis JAM81
Lineage: Eukaryota; Fungi; Chytridiomycota; Chytridiomycetes; Rhizophydiales
Exons: 1
Coding region: 298-2664 (788 amino acids)
Molecular function (GO): DNA binding
Source: RefSeq, a predicted model, not a curated record